GCUCGGUUUAGGUUCUAUUCAGAAUCAAUAAGAAGGAUCAAAGCUAACCAUGGUGAUUGAUACAUGGAAGAAGAGCGGCAUAGCCACCAAAUUUCCAACGUAUCGCAAUUCCUCGCUGGUCACGGUGCACAGCUGGCAGACGGGCAAGCGACAGGACGAUGAGGCCGAAGGACUUUGGCGCAUCAAAGAUAGCAUUUACGAUUUCACAUCGUUCAUUGACAAACAUCCGGGUGGGCCCUUCUGGAUACGGGAGACUAAGGGGAUGGACAUUACGGAAGCCUUCGAGGCUCAUCAUUUGACCACGGCGCCCGAGAAAAUGAUCGCCAAGUACAAGGUGAGAGAUGCGGCCAAGCCGCGCAUCUAUACUCUGACUCUGCACGAGGAUGGCUUCUAUAAGACCCUCAAGGAGAAGGUACGCGAGCAGCUGAAGACAAUCGAUAAGACUCCAAAGCGAAAGAGCGACUUGAUUCACCUGGGCAUCCUGCUGUCCACCUACCUGUUUGCCGUGGCUAGUGCUAAAUAUGACAGCCUUCUGGCACUGAUCCUCGCCGGCGUGGCUCUGUGCUGGACGGUGAUCGUAUCGCAUAACUAUUUCCAUCGCCGCGACAACUGGCAGAUGUAUACCUUCAAUUUGGGCAUGAUGAACUUUUGCUCGUGGCGCAUCUCGCAUGCAAUUUCGCACCACAUCUAUCCCAACUCCUACAUGGAUCUGGAGCUGAGCAUGUUUGAGCCGUUGCUCUGCUGGGUGCCCAAUCCGCAUAUCAAGACCAAGGCGCUGCGCUACGUUUCCUGGGUGACAGAACCCUUCGCCUAUGCCAUUGCAUUCUUCCUACAAAUGGGCACGCGCAUCUUCUACUCGCUGCGUCACGCGAAUAUUAUGUACUGGCACGAUUUGCUGCCCCUCACCAUUCCCCUGGUCAUGUACUACGGAUCGACUGGGUCGGCGACUCUGUUGUUCUGCGUACGCCAGUGGCUAGCGAUGACGUCCAUUGCGAGCUUCGCCUUUUGCGUAAUCGGCCUGAAUGCGGCGCACCACGAUCCGGAAAUCUACCAUGAAGGUGAUGCGAAUCGCGAGGAUCGCGACUGGGGCCUGUUCCAGGUGGACACCAUCAUCGACCGCGGCGAUCUGAAGUGGUCACAGUUCUUAGUGCUCACGCAUUUCGGUGAUCAUGUGCUGCAUCAUCUGUUCCCCACCCUCGAUCAUGGACUGCUGCCCGCUCUCUAUCCCGUACUCUAUGAGACUCUCGAUCAGUUCAAGGGAAAACUGCGCGAAUGCAAUCACAUCGAGCACAUAAUCGGACAGCACAAGCAGCUGCUGCGCACCGAACCCAAUCCUAGGGCUCCUGGAUCUGGCAAGUAGAACAUCUUCUCGGAAAGCCCUGAAAACAGGGCUUGUAGCAUAAGGCAAUGGAUAUUAUUAUCCUAUAAUAGAACUAGCUUUACAAAUAUAUCUUGCUUAAAUAUAUAAA
This is a messenger RNA of Drosophila arizonae, 1469 nucleotides long. RefSeq names its product Cytochrome b5-related (gene Cyt-b5-r). Lineage: Eukaryota; Metazoa; Arthropoda; Insecta; Diptera; Drosophilidae. Gene Ontology annotation, molecular function: heme binding. Gene Ontology annotation, biological process: lipid metabolic process. The record is from RefSeq and is a predicted model, not a curated record.